AUGAGGGACCCUAAGGAGCCAUCCGGCUCAUGCAUACCACAUGGGUCUGGGCCAUGGUCUCCCGUCCAAGUAUACUUAGAAGUUUCAGGUUCUUCCAACGACGAGGCUAUCACCAAUAAUUCAGAUCUCGCUCACAUGGGUGGAGAUCCCCUUGUCUAUUUCCUAACCCCAGAACCGCCAUCCUAUGGUAUUGAAGAAAGCGGUAUUAGUGAUUUAGGCGAUAUGGACUUCCUCAUGGAGUUUGACGCUGGUAUUGAGGACGCAGCACACCCAAGACCUGUGGUACGCAGCGUGAGCCCAUCCAACUUGGAGGGGUUCAGCCGACCUCCGGGUUUAACCACACCGCCCAAGUCACCGACGAUGCCAGAUUUGGACUACGAUACAACUGCUACACCAGACGAGCACGACCUUCUAAGCACGCCGCCGUCCAGUUUCUCGCGCCGGCUCCAAGGCCCUGUGCUGGGACAGACGCAAGGUGACCGACCGGAUGAUGGUCGUUCAUGGGAAGGAAGCCAAAUGUUGACACCACCUUCAUCCACUCUCCUAGAUGGCAUUCCUUGCAUUGGCUUGUCUUCAACAGCAUCAACAUCCAACCGUGGUCGUGCUCUUAGAAGAAACUUACAUCCUCGACGACGCUCACCGCACGCAUGGCGCGAGCCGAGCCCCGACGUUUGGGCCAUCGAAGAGGAGACGGAAGAAGAGUUGGUGAGUGAUAGCCAGAUGGCUAUAAUUACCGGCCAGAAGAUGAGCGAGGAAGUAGCAGGGAUAGAUGUGGGCCAAAUCGGAAAGCCAAAACCGACAAUGAAGGAAAGGAAGUAA
This is a messenger RNA of Thermochaetoides thermophila DSM 1495, 819 nucleotides long. RefSeq lists its product as uncharacterized. Lineage: Eukaryota; Fungi; Ascomycota; Sordariomycetes; Sordariales; Chaetomiaceae. The transcript has a single exon. The record is from RefSeq and is a predicted model, not a curated record. The coding region runs from base 1 to 819 and encodes 272 amino acids.